Messenger RNA from Racocetra fulgida, 321 nucleotides. Lineage: Eukaryota; Fungi; Glomeromycota; Glomeromycetes; Diversisporales; Gigasporaceae. The record is from the annotation of a GenBank genome assembly.
AUGUCACCUACAAAAUGCAAAAGUUAUACUGUUAAGCAAAAGCUUAAAAUUAUUUCAAAGGCAAAAGAAACGUCUAAUAAGGAAGCAGUGCACAUAUUUGGUAUCGAUUAUUCUCAAGUGUCAAGAUGGCAAAAAAAAGAAAAAAAAUUAGAAGAAGCAAUGCGUUCAUGUCAAAGUGUCGGUUCUGGAAGAAAAGCCACAUAUUCUCUUACGGAGGAAGUGUUAAGUCAAUGGAUAGUUCAAUUAUAUCAAGAUGGAAUUAUAGUAACACUGUUCGCAAUAAAACUUAAAAUAGUAGAGCUUCUUAGAACCAGAUUUUAG